AUGACGAACCCUGAACUGAAGGCACUUAGCAAGUUGGAUCCUAAAAUAUUACCGGCAGAGCUUGAAGCAGUACACAAAAGUGUUUCUGUGGCACGUGUACCGUCAUGGAUGGCUCAGAUCCCAAACACUGUUGGAACCCCGGGUAAUAGCUCACUCAAAGCAGCACAGUGGCUCAUCCUUUACUCAGUUCAUUUUGCUCUUACUCUUGUACCAAUCUGGCAACUGAAUUCUGAAAAUCCUCACCGCGAGGUCCUCCUUGCCAGCACUAUUGAUCUUAUAUCCAUGACAAACUUCCUCACAUCUCGAACUAUCAGUACCAGUGAUCUCGACUGGUAUUCACAAACGAUGAUCAAUUACCGUACCACCCUCUCAAAUGGCUGGAAAGGCCAGCCGACAUGCAAACCCAACUUGCACAUGUCACAACAUUAUCCAGAGCAUAUCCGCCGCUUUGGCCCCCCAGCAUCGACUUCCUCCUGGGCACACGAGCGGCUAAACGGAAUCCUUGGGAAAAUAUCAACAAACAACCAAUUGGUGAACUUAAACAAAACCAUUUCUGAAAAAUGGAACGCGAAAUCCCAGCUCAUCUCCCUGAUCAAGCAGUCGGUUGAAAUAGUCAAAAAACUGCCAUCUGAAAUUUUGACGUGCAUGACGAGCAUGAAAAGUCAUCAAAACAACUCAAAAAUAUCUAACCGGGGAAAUCUAGAUGAACUGUCAUUCAAUCAGUGGAUAUCAGUAAUCCGCACCCCGAACAACGUACCAUUACCGAAUGUCAAAAUAUCCCCUCUAGUUCAAUUCCACCGAUCAGUGAUAUUGAAAAGAAAGUCCUACAGUGUUCAAAAGAAACAUAUUGGUGAUUCCACGAUCCAAUUCGAAUACCAGAAAUCCGUGAAAUUUGGCUGCGAUAUCCACGUAUUUUCUGUAGACUAG
Puccinia graminis f. sp. tritici CRL 75-36-700-3 is the source of this 927-nucleotide messenger RNA. RefSeq lists its product as uncharacterized. Bases 1 to 927 code for a protein of 308 amino acids. Lineage: Eukaryota; Fungi; Basidiomycota; Pucciniomycetes; Pucciniales; Pucciniaceae. The transcript has 3 exons. The record is from RefSeq and is a predicted model, not a curated record.